AUGAGAUCACAACAUAGAAAAGCAACCUUAAACAUCCCAACUGUUUUAGAUCUACAAAACCCAGAAUGGGAUGUUAUUUUAAAAUCUUGGGCUUACAUCAACGUUAAGUAUUAUUAUCUCAAAAUAUUUUUGAAAUUAGGAACUAUGAAUUAACUAUUAAUAAAGGUUCAAUUGUGAACAAGAAAAUACUUUAUCUGAAUCUAAAAGAAGAGUCAAUCAAUUAUAAAGUAUGUUCCAGUAUGCCAAAUAUCAUAGAAGUCAAAACUGAAACUAUUAAUCUUUAAAAAGAUUGUAAGCUAAUUUAUAUUUUUCUAGAAAAAGACUAUAUUAAAUUAUAGAUAAAAGCUCCUUUGACCCCCUGUAAAUUACACGUCAAAAUAGCAUUAAUGGAUAUCAAAGGCGAUACUGUUUUUGAAGGAAUGGACUUUGAUCUCAUUAUUGCUAAUUUAACUGCAAAAUGA
Paramecium octaurelia is the source of this 461-nucleotide messenger RNA. NCBI's taxonomy places the organism in Eukaryota, Ciliophora, Oligohymenophorea, Peniculida, Parameciidae. The record is from the annotation of a GenBank genome assembly.